UCCGGUGAAAGAGAAGUGUCUUACGAUUACUCUUGACAAGGCCUAUCGUUACUCACCCGUUAGGUAGUUGGACGGGGUUUUCGGUAAUAACUAUGGCUCUGUGAUCAUCAACGAGUCAGGUUAUUUACUUUUUUUAAGAAAUAAGGAAACGUCACUACUAUAGUCGCUGCUUUUAGUAAACACCGCAUCGUCAGAGCCACAGGUUUGAACGUUAACAGCUAGUUAGUUAGCUAGCUAACACGUAAGCUAGCUAUUCGCCAACCCAAGCACCUCUAAAUUAAGUCCUGGUGUCUAUUUCAAAAUGUCAACUGCAGGGUUUAACUCUCAGAAUGGGACCGGGACAGGACAGACAUACACCAAUGGUCCGUCACAGAAUCCAGUUGCUGUGCAGCAGCUUCCAGGGGGCAGCUAUGGAAUGACUCAACAACCAACCUACAAUCCAAUGCAGGCCAAAGCUCCUGCACCCCUCGGCCCUGGACUCUACCCCUCUGGGCCCUACCAACCUGCUCCCCCAGUCAGCUCCUACCAACAUGCCCCCCCUGUCAGCUCCUACCAACCAGCUCCUCCAGGCCAGCCGCUGAUGACCAGACCUCUGUUGGGAGGUCCUCCAUCCCACACCCCCCCUCAGUCUGCCAGCCCUGGUCCGAGAUUGCCCCCUCCACAGGCCACACCUCCUCCUCCUGCUGUGUCUUCAAGUAACUAUUACCCUAACCCCCAGCAGCCCCAGCACAUGCCUCCAGCAUGGCAGUACAACAACGCUCCCCCACCAAUGGGGUCACCCUCUUCCAUGGGCACACCUCCCCGUGGCGCCAUGGCCAAUCAUGUGAACCCAGCUGCAAGCUCGACAGCGCCGCUGCUGCCACCGUCAGCAGCUUACAGCUCUGCACCGGCAGCCCAUGUUUCCCAUAGUGGCGCACAGCCUCCAGGCCCAGGGAGCCCCCCCACCUCUCUGCAUGGAUAUAUCCAGCCAGGCACGGCACCUCCACCUAUGAAUCCCAUGGCUCCUAACACAUACCAACCAAGCAGAGCAUCCUAUGGCCCCCCACCUACAGGCCCACCACCAACCAUGAAACCCACAGCCCCUCCCACUGGACCGCCAAUGGCCAAUGCUAAACCUCCACCCCCCAGGGCCGAUGCUCAGUGUGGGGGUGCCGUUAACAGCACUUUGCCCCCCACUGAGCCCGACUGCCAGGACGGGGAUAUUGAAUGUCCAGGAACCAUGGCUGGCAAUGGCCCACAAGCAUCAAACAGCCAUAAUCAUGUUGACAACAAAAUGGCUGGCAUGCCUCAGCACGGUCCACCGGGUCGGCACUUGGGCCACUACCCCUCCCUCCCCCCUGGGUACCAGAACACCCCGGCUCCUCACAAUGCCCCCCCACCCAUGCACCCUGCGCUGCAGGCCGCCACGCAGCCUUACACUCAAGCACAUCAGCCGUACCAGCAACCGCCUGGUGGCCCCGGGCCCGCCCAGCUGAGCCCGUCCCUGGCAGCCAUGAGCCUCCAGUCCAACACCCCAGAGUCCCUGAGGGUGGUCAACCUGCUGCAGGAGAGGAACCUGCUACCCCCGAGCCCCACCCCCCCUCCGACACCCUGCCUUCCACAGGACCUGCAGAAGAUCAACUGCAACCCAGAGGUUUUUCGUAGCACGCUGACUAGCAUCCCUCAGACUCAGUCGCUGCUCAAUAAAGCUAAGAUGCCGCUGGGCCUGAUGCUCCACCCCUUCAAAGACCUCUCGCAGCUUCCUGUGGUGACAUCCAGCACCAUCGUCCGGUGUCGGUCCUGCAGAACCUACAUCAACCCCUUCGUCUCGUUCCUGGACCAGAGGAGGUGGAAGUGCAACCUGUGUCAUCGGGUCAAUGAUGUUCCAGAGGAGUUUAUGUACAACCCAGUCAGCAGAUCGUACGGAGAGCCUCACAAAAGACCCGAGGUCCAGAACGCCACCAUCGAGUUCAUUGCUCCUUCAGAAUACAUGCUGAGGCCCCCCCAGCCUGCAGCUUACCUCUUCGUUCUCGACGUAUCCCACAAUGCAGUGGAAACAGGCUACCUGAAUGUGUUCUGCCAGUCAAUGCUGGAAAACAUCAAUGCGCUUCCUGGAGACUCUCGGACAAAGGUAGGUUUCAUCACCUUUGACAGCACCAUCCACUUCUACAACCUCCAGGAGGGACUUUCACAGCCUCAGAUGCUCAUCGUGUCGGACAUCGAAGAUAUCUUUUUACCAACACCAGACAGCCUUCUAGUAAACCUCAAUGAAUGCAAAGAGCUUGUGCAGGAUCUGCUGAAGAGCCUCCCCACUUUGUUUCAAAAGACAAUGGAGACCCAGUCUGCCCUGGGUUCAGCUCUGCAAGCAGCCUUCAAGCUGCUGUCGCCCACCGGAGGGCGCAUGACCAUCUUUCAGACCCAGCUGCCUAACCUCGGUGUGGGGGCCCUUCAAUCCAGAGAAGACCCCAACCAACGGGCAUCUGCCAAGGAUAUCCAGCACUUAUCCCCAGCGACAGACUUCUACAAGAAGCUGGCUCUGGACUGCUCCGGCCAGCAGGUGUCGGUGGACCUGUUCCUGCUCAGCUCUCAGUACUGCGACCUGGCAUCGCUCGGCUGCAUAUCCAGAUACUCUGCAGGGACUGUUUACUACUACCCAUCCUACCAUCACCAGCGCAACCCCGCUUUGGUGGAGUGCUUCCAGAAGGAUCUGAAGAGAUACUUAACCAGGAAGAUCGGCUUCGAGGCCGUCAUGAGGAUACGCUGCACCAAAGGUCUGUCCAUCCACACGUUCCACGGAAACUUCUUUGUGCGCUCCACGGAUCUGUUGUCCCUUCCCAACGUGAACCCAGACGCUGGCUUUGCGGUUCAGAUGUCCAUCGAGGAAAACCUUGACGACCUGCAAGUCGUCUCCUUCCAGGCUGCACUGCUCUACACGUCCAGCAAAGGAGAGAGAAGGAUCCGUGUCCACACCUUGUGUCUACCUGUGGUCAACUCUCUGUCGGACAUCUUUGCUGGAGCUGAUGUUCAAGCCAUCAGCGGGCUGCUUGCUUGCAUGGCUGUGGACCGCUCGGCGACGGCCAGUCUGAGUGACGCCAGAGAUGCGAUGACCAACGCUGCCAUCGACUCGCUGACGUCGUACCGGCAGUCCGUGUUGACCAUCCAGCAGCCCGGCCUGCUGGCCCCCGCCUGCCUCAGACUCUUCCCUCUCUUCAUCCUCGCCCUGCUUAAACAGAAAGCCUUCAGGACGGGCACCAGCACCAGGCUGGAUGACCGUGUGUUUGCCAUGCUUCAGCUGAAGUACCAGCCACUGGUCUACUCUCUGCUGAUGAUCCACCCUGCUCUGUACCGUGUCGACGAUCUGACCGAUGAGGGAGCUUUGAACAUCAAUGAGCGGACCAUCCCUCAGCCCAGAGUGCUGCAGCUGUCUGUUGAGAAGCUCAGCAGGGAGGCAGCAUUCCUCAUGGAUGCUGGAACGGUGAUGUAUCUGUGGAUCGGACGGAACUGCCACCCCAACUUCCUCUCACAAGUCCUGGGAGUUCCCAGCUACGCUGCUGUGCCUGAUAACCUGUAUCUGCUCCCAGAGCUGGACACGGCCGAGUCGCAGAGAACCAGAGCUUUCAUCGGUUGGCUGAGGGAUCAGAGGCCCUUCUUCCCCCCAAUGCAUGUCAUCAGGGAAGAGAGCCAGCUGAAAUCCACUUUUAUGCAGAACAUGAUCGAGGACCGAACAGAGUCGGCCCUGUCGUACUACGAGUUCCUGCUCCACCUCCAACAGCAAAUCUCCAAAUAAUCUUCAGUGGGACUGUGGAGACUAGGGAACACUGAAGUUAGGAUGUGAAUCAGUGUACGUACGUGCGUGUGUGUUUGUGUGUGUGAAAGCAGUGGGAGUCAGACUCAAGGAACCCUCUUGCUCCAUCUCCAGCUCCGGUCCACCAUCUCUUUCUAAGGAAAAGCUGAACUGACCUGAAGCGUCACUCAAAUCAAACUAUGUGGAGGACACUGCAAAGACUGAGAGAGAGACAAAUAAAUCGAUUCUGAUGCUUAUUUGAAACUUUUUACCCAGCUGAAGCUGUGCGUCGGAAGAUGAGAAAAAAGCAAGAAAUCCAUGAUGAUGAUGAUAGUGAUUAUGUAUGUUAACGAUUGAAUGAAUCAGUGUUUAUUCUCAUAGAACAAUGCUGUCAAACUGAGGUAUCGUUCAGAUACAGUCCAGGCAAAUGUAUGUGUGAAGUGUUUUUGUUCAAAAAGCAGUCUUUACUAAAACAAUUCAAACGUGUGUAUGCUUAGGACUAGGUUUAUGGGGAAGAUUAGUAUGUCUGCGCUCAAAGACUGUUAUUGAGUGUCACCAGGAGUAUUUGUAUACACGGCAUCUGAGCUCUAACAACAUUCUUUAAUAUCAAACCUGAAGGACAGAACGUGUGCUUUUUUAUUUCUUAGUCGUUAUAAUUAUGUGUCGAACAAAUUCGUAAUCUCAUCUGUAGAAGGCAGGGACGUUUGAGAUGUUUGAAGGCCGAUGGACCUCUUGGUUGAAUGUGUGGAAAGUCAUUUUCAUCAGUCUGAUCUGUCCUUUCAAAAACUGUCAUCUUUUCUGUCCGUUCAUUCAGAACUCCUCUGACGACAUCCCUGUUCUGUUUGUCCAUUUCUUCUUUUUGUUUCUGAUUAUCUAAUAAUUUAUGAGACUCCCACUCUGAUUAAAUUCUAUAAUUGCCUUGUAUGGGAAGUCACUUUUUAUUAUUAAACCUCUGUUUAAAUACAGACUCUAUAUAUGAAAUAUUUUAAUAUAAUAGGAUAUGGGAAAUUCUUUAACACAGACAUAACAAAGUCAUUGUGAUCUUUUAGUCAUGCUUAUUGAUACUUGUAUAUUGAAAAAUACUGCAUUAUAUCAAGGUGAACAAAUGCUGAUGACGAGUUUAGAAUAAACAUUAAGGUGAAAUGACGCUAAAGAAAUAAAAUGUUUGGGACUUUUUAAAUGUAGUUUUGUGUUUUGGUUGGGGAGCAGUGUUUAUUAGGUAAAAGUGAAGACUACAAAACAUAAAUAUGGACCAAUAGUAGUCAAUUUCUUUCUUGACUAAGUGUGAAUUGAGGAUUUUUGAUUUGGUCUGAUUUCAUACAGUUUGUAAUCUAUGUAUUAUAUAAGCAAAUAUGUAUUUAGAAGCAGACAGAUAUGUUUUCGUCUUUAUGCACAGAACUGUCUUUCAUACAAAUAUGAUGAAAAUAAAAAUAGCCUGUGUUUGUACAGAGUAAACCACAGAGGUUUGGACUUAUCAAAUAUGAUAUAUUAAAGAGCCGGCUGGGAAUCAA
This is a messenger RNA of Trematomus bernacchii (emerald rockcod), 5274 nucleotides long. RefSeq names its product SEC24 homolog A, COPII coat complex component (gene sec24a). NCBI's taxonomy places the organism in Eukaryota, Metazoa, Chordata, Actinopteri, Perciformes, Nototheniidae. The coding region runs from base 302 to 3766 and encodes 1154 amino acids. Gene Ontology annotation, molecular function: SNARE binding; zinc ion binding. The record is from RefSeq and is a predicted model, not a curated record. Gene Ontology annotation, cellular component: COPII vesicle coat; endoplasmic reticulum exit site. The transcript has 24 exons. Gene Ontology annotation, biological process: intracellular protein transport; endoplasmic reticulum to Golgi vesicle-mediated transport; COPII-coated vesicle cargo loading.